This is a messenger RNA of Microthlaspi erraticum, 1524 nucleotides long. The record is from the annotation of a GenBank genome assembly. NCBI's taxonomy places the organism in Eukaryota, Viridiplantae, Streptophyta, Magnoliopsida, Brassicales, Brassicaceae.
AUGAAGAGGGAUCAUAACCACCGUGAAUCUUCCACCGGAAAAGUUGGUAGCUCAUCAAUGACGGCGUGUAAGGAAGAAACCGCCGGAUUCGACGAGCUUCUUGUGGUUUUAGGUUACAAAGUCCGAUCUUCCGACAUGGCUGACGUGGCACACAAGCUUGAGCAGUUAGAGAUGGUUCUUGGCGACGGAAUCUCUCAUCUUUCCGACGAUACCGUUCACUACAACCCUUGUGAUCUCUCUGGAUGGGUCAACAGCUUGCUUUCGGAUCAUACCAAUCAAGAAAAAACCGAACCGGAUCCGGUUUACGAUCUCAGCGCGAUUCCUGGCUCCGCAGCGUAUCCACGUGGCAAAAGGAUGAGAAUUGAAUCAUCAGUGUCACCAUCGACGACGACGCGCUCUGUGGUGGUUUUGGAUUCUCAAGAAACGGGAGUGCGUUUAGUCCACGCGCUAUUGGCUUCCGCCGAGUCGGUUCAACAGAACAAUUUCAAGCUAGCCGACGCGCUGGUUAAGCAAGUUGGUUUGCUCGCGUCGUCGCAAACCGGAGCCAUGAGGAAAGUCGCGACUUACUUCGCGGAAGGUCUGGCGAGAAGGAUUUACCGGAUUUACCCUCGAGACGACGUCGGUUUGUCGUCGUUCUCGGAGACUCUCCAUAUUCAUUUCUACGAGUCUUGCCCGUAUCUCAAAUUCGCUCAUUUCACGGCGAAUCAAGCGAUGCUCGAAGCUUUUGCCACGGCGGAGAAAGUCCACGUCGUUGAUUUGGGGCUUAAUCAGGGUUUACAAUGGCCGGCUUUGAUUCAAGCUCUAGCUCUCCGUCCCGGUGGUCCACCGGAUUUUCGGUUAACCGGAAUCGGUUCUUCGUUAACCGGUGAUUCGAUUCAAGAAGUGGGAUGGAAACUCGGUCAGCUCGCGAGUACCAUCGGUGUGAAUUUCGAAUUCAAGAGCAUUGUGUUGAAUAAUUUAUCCGAUCUUAAACCGGAAAUGCUCGAGAUUCAAACCGGUUCAGAAUCUGUAGCGGUUAACUCGGUUUUUGAAAUUCAUCGUCUCUUGGCUAAUCCCGGUUCGAUCGAGAAGUUUUUGUCGACGAUUAAGUCGAUUAAACCGGACAUUGUUACAGUGGUCGAGCAAGAAGCGAACCACAACGGAGCCGGUUUUCUCGACCGGUUUACCGAGUCGCUUCAUUAUUACUCGAGCUUAUUUGACUCACUCGAGGGUCCACCGAGUCAAGACCGAGCCAUGUCGGAGUUAUACUUGGGACGACAGAUACUGAACCUAGUGGCCUGCGAAGGAGAGGACCGGGUCGAGAGACACGAGACGUUGGUUCAGUGGAGAAACCGGUUUGGUGUAGCGGGAUUUAAACCGGUUAAUAUCGGUUCGAAUGCGUAUAAGCAAGCGAGUAUGUUGUUGGCACUUAACGCAGGAGCUGAUGGGUAUAAAGUUGAAGAGAACGAAGGUUGUUUGUUGCUUGGAUGGCAAACGCGACCGCUAAUCGCUACUUCUGCGUGGCGUUUCAGUCGUGUGGAGUAA